AUGUCUGAAGGACAGGCUACCUUCAAAUUUGAUGAGGCCACUCAGAGAGAGCUGGGCGAUUUCCUCCAGGCCCAGGAGGCUCAGGCGAAGGUGCAGGCGAGCAUACACAACUUCACCAGCAUGUGCUGGGACAAGUGCGUAACUGGCACGCCGUCUACCAGCUUCUCACGAAGCGAGAGGAGUUGCCUCGAGAACUGCGUCGACCGUUUCCUCGACACAAGCAUGUUCAUGGUACGGAAGGUUGAAUCACAGCGACCAGGUGGAAGCCUUUCAUAG
Molecule: messenger RNA, 276 nt
Organism: Punctularia strigosozonata HHB-11173 SS5
Lineage: Eukaryota; Fungi; Basidiomycota; Agaricomycetes; Corticiales; Punctulariaceae
Exons: 3
Coding region: 1-276 (91 amino acids)
Source: RefSeq, a predicted model, not a curated record